UGCAGUAUGAAGAGGAUGUGAGGACAAAGAUUGCACCUAAGCGAACACAAACGCCUAUUGACGACGGGUAACUGUCUAAUAAAAUUAGUGUUUACCCUUUCCUAAAUUUGUCAAACCAAUGAACGCGCGAAAGUUCCAGAAUUUCAUUCGCCGAGUAGUAUUUCCUAGCUAGCUAUGUUUUAUAGACAGUAUGAAGUGACUGUCUUGUAGCAGCGACAAUGCUCAGGCCUGUCAUAACCGGCUUUUUCAGAUUUUCUUCGUCACAUCAAUGACUAUGGACGUCAGAGCAGUUCUGGAGUUUGCCACAGUCACCAGGGGUCUGUCACUGUUGUUGCAGGCUGUCUUCAAUGCUGUCAUCCCUGACCAUGAUGCUGAUGCGUUCAGGCCCCCACGGACAGAGGAGCCUCUGUACUUGGAUUCUGCAGUAGACUGGUUGUUGGGCGGCCUCUCUCACUGGGAUGCAGAGCAUUACCUCUUCAUCGCUGAGAAGGGAUACCUUUAUGAGCACAACUUUGCUUUCUUCCCCCUCUUGCCUGUCAUCCUCCGAGGCCUGGCAGAGACGCUGCUGUGGCCCUUGAGCAGCUGGCUGAGCGUGCGGGGGCGUCUGCUGGUGGCUGUGGCUCUUGGGAACAGUGCCCUCUUCCUGUUGAGCGUUGUCGCCCUGUAUGCGCUCAGUAGGAUAGUUCUUCAGGACAGACGUCUUGCUCUGCUCUCCAGCCUGCUCUACUGCAUCACACCUGCCAACGUUUUCAUGACCGCUGGAUACUCAGAGAGCCUGUUUGCUGCACUCACAUUUGGUGGUUUGUUCCUCCUGGAGAAAGGAUUCACCUUCCGAGCCUGCCUGGCUCUGAGUAUAGCCACUGCAGCUCGAUCUAAUGGACUUGUUAACAUAGGAUUUCUGCUGUACCUUCCAUCACUGCACGCUAUUUCCCAGAUUCGUGUAUAUCGAACAACGACAAAAGGCCACAGUAAAGUCUUCCACUACAUUUGGGCCAUCAUCCGUCUUCUGCUCACCUCCCUCUUGGGAACUGCAAUUAUUGCCCUUCCCUUCUGUGCUUUCCAAUACUAUGGGUAUAGGACGUUUUGCACACCAUCUGUCUCCUUGGAGCGGAUCCCCCCUGCUCUUCUGUCGCUGGCUGAACUAAAGGGCUACCGGGUUCCGGAUGAAAAUGGUCCACCGCCCCUCUGGUGCAUGAGACCUCUUCCCCUGCUUUAUUCUCAUAUCCAGGAUGUUUAUUGGGAUGUGGGCUUCCUUCGCUACUUUGAGCUGAAGCAGAUUCCAAACUUCAUUCUGGCUCUACCUAUGGCCAACCUCGGCAUAAUGGCAGCUUAUGCAUAUUUUCAAGCCAAUCCAGAACUGUGUCUAAGACUCGGACUUUGGGAGACAGGGGCAAGUCUUGACAAACCCACACCGGGAUUGUUCAACCCCAGAGUGUUUGUGUAUGUUGUACAUUCAACGGUGCUUCUGGUAUUUGGAACAUUGUGCAUGCAUGUGCAGGUUCUAACCAGAUUCAUGGCCUCCUCAUCUCCCAUGCCCUUCUGGAUAAGUGCUCACCUGCUCCUCCUCAAUGAACCACUUCUUCAUCGAAGGAAAACAUCCAAUCCUAAUGUACAGCUACAGACUCAUUCCAGAAAUGGAUGCCAGCACACACCUCAAAACCCCAUCGUUGCACUGCUGCCACACUUCAGAAGCUGUUCUCCUACCACACAGAGCAUCCUCGGAUACUUCCUCUCUUACUGGGUGCUGGGCCUGGCGCUGCAUUGUAACUUCUUGCCAUGGACAUGACUUAAGACAUUACUCUGAGCUUUAAAUGCAAUAUCUCUACGUAGGACUGGGCUGUAUACCAUAUUUAAAUAGUAUGAGCACACACUGUUUUUACAGUACAUCACAAAUCGUCAAGUAAUUGUUAAAUAGUUCAUUACAAAGAAAAUAAUUGUAUACAUGAAUGCAACAUGUUGUCACAUUUUAUAAAAACAAUAUAUGAAUCACUAACUUGUGUUUGGGUAAAUAAAUCCAAUGCAAAGAAAAGGUAAAAUACUUAUUUUAUAAUUAUGAUGCCCAGUCCUACAUAGAACUUAAGAUGAUUACAUUUCUGAAGCCGAUUUAUUGAUGCAAUAGGCAACUGUUUGUAACAGUUAGAGAACAGACACAAAUGUACAAUAUUACUGAAACUGUAUUGAACACUGUUUAGUUGUACAUAUUGGGAAGACUAUAGUUGUACUUGAAAAAGAAAUGUUUUAUUUAUUUCUUGCUCUUUAACUUAAUAUUGCACUGCAUGUUUGGAACAAUGAUUCCAAGUUAUAGUUUGGGAUUUUUGGAUAUGAAUGAAACAAAUAAAGGUUUUUGUUGCUUUAAAA
This is a messenger RNA of Cottoperca gobio, 2358 nucleotides long. It is a transcript of the gene pigv, whose product is annotated as phosphatidylinositol glycan anchor biosynthesis, class V. NCBI's taxonomy places the organism in Eukaryota, Metazoa, Chordata, Actinopteri, Perciformes, Bovichtidae. The transcript is spliced from 3 exons. Gene Ontology annotation, biological process: GPI anchor biosynthetic process. Gene Ontology annotation, molecular function: GPI mannosyltransferase activity; alpha-1,6-mannosyltransferase activity. The coding region runs from base 269 to 1786 and encodes 505 amino acids. Gene Ontology annotation, cellular component: mannosyltransferase complex; endoplasmic reticulum membrane. The record is from RefSeq and is a predicted model, not a curated record.